This is a messenger RNA of Fragaria vesca subsp. vesca, 1310 nucleotides long. RefSeq lists its product as uncharacterized. The coding region runs from base 68 to 1195 and encodes 375 amino acids. Lineage: Eukaryota; Viridiplantae; Streptophyta; Magnoliopsida; Rosales; Rosaceae. The transcript has 2 exons. The record is from RefSeq and is a predicted model, not a curated record.
UAUUCUAUCUCUGAUUUUUAUCUGCGGAAGCAGCAAAAACCCUAGUGAUGGUUGCCAUUGAUUGAAGAUGAAGCUCGCUCAGGUCUCUUCGUCUCAGUCAAGAGCUUCGCUUUGCUCUCUACAUGGAGUGCCUAAGUUGCCCUCUUCUUACUCCUUUGGAGCUCGUAAAGGUGUUGCCUUUAAUUCAAGGCCACUCUCAGUGUGUCGUUUUUGUAGAACAGGACGUCAGAGCAAAGUAGCUGCUGGUGGCAUUGGGGUAUCAGCAAUGAGGACUGCCUGCUGCACUGGGUUCGGCAGCUUUCAUCAUAAAGCAGUAGAAAUGGUGUCAUUGAGAAAGAUGCGUGGAAAGAUGUUUUUGAGGGCCUUUUCAACAUGGACCUCACCGAUGAUAUCUACGAAUUUUUCUCUGGUGAUGCAUUCCCCAUCAUCACUUGCGUUGGUUACCCGGGUUGCGCUAUCGGAUGCUCCCCAGCGUUCAGAGGAGUGGUUUGCCUUGCGGCGAAACAAGCUGACUACAAGCACCUUCAGCACCGCAUUGGGAUUUUGGAAAGGAAACCGUCGACCUGAGCUCUGGCAUGAGAAGGUAUUUGAUUCACAGAAAGAAUUCGCGCAAGCUUCUAAGAAUGCCAUGCAAUGGGGUGUGGUCAAUGAAGAGGUGGCCAUAGAGCGGUACAAAAGCAUCACAGGUCGUGAAGUCGGUACAUAUGGAUUUGCAUCCCAUGGAGAGGAGAGGUUUGAUUGGCUUGGUGCCUCCCCUGAUGGUCUGCUUGAUUGCUUUCAGGGUGGUGGUAUCCUGGAGGUCAAGUGUCCUUAUAACAAGGGAAAACCGGAGCAGGGUCUGCCCUGGUCAAUGAUACCUUUCUAUUACAUGCCUCAGGUGCAGGGUCAAAUGGAGAUAAUGGAUAGAGAUUGGGUUGAUUUAUAUUGCUGGACACCAAAUGGAAGCACAAUAUUCCGUGUGUGCAGAGACCGUAGUUACUGGGACUUGAUGCAUGGAAUUCUAAGGGAAUUUUGGUGGGAAAAUGUGAUUCCUGCUAAGGAGGCUCUUUUGCUGGGUAAUGAAGAAAAGGCCAGGGAGUAUAUGCCAACUUCCACUCACAAAAAAACAGGCCUUGCAAUCGUUAAGAGCUUAGAGUUAGCAAGAGAAUCAAAGUUGCUGUGUAGGGAGAUUGCCGGUCACAUCGAGUUUUACUAGCGACCAAUGGCCACUAGCAAAACUGUUCAGGGUGAGUAACCCUCAUUUUGUAUGUGUCAAUUGAAUUGUAAUAUACAUCGGUUCCAAUGUAUUCGAUGAUUUAGAUCUCAUCUUA